This is a messenger RNA of Hemisphaericaspora subhashii, 1908 nucleotides long. RefSeq names its product GTPase-activating protein (gene SST2). Bases 1 to 1908 code for a protein of 635 amino acids. The record is from RefSeq and is a predicted model, not a curated record. The transcript has a single exon. Gene Ontology annotation, biological process: intracellular signal transduction. NCBI's taxonomy places the organism in Eukaryota, Fungi, Ascomycota, Pichiomycetes, Serinales, Debaryomycetaceae.
AUGCCUUCUAAAACUAUUAAGAAAACCCUUCUGUUAGCUUCCUUAACUUCAGAAGGAACAGUUGGAAAAGUUUCAGUUCACUCGGAAGGUACGAUGGUAAACCCACAGUCAACAUCCGAUCAAUCAUCACAGACAGCUGUAAUUCAUGAAGAAGAAGCAAGAAGCUUUCAUCGUACUUUGAAUGGAAAAAUCUUUCAAAGAGAUAUUAGAGAUAUCUUUGCCAUGCUUAUAUUAGGACUUGAAUUAAAGGAAUCAAAGUCAAAAAAGUUCACUCUUUCCAAAUCAUAUCCGUUCUCCUUCACAAUCGAAGAUGCCUUAGAAAAGAUGAAGGAUCUUAAUAUAUCAAUAGAAUUAUCCAAAACAGUAGCCAGCUUUUCCUAUAAAUUUCCACCUGAUGUAGCUUUAACUUUAUUAGACCGGUUUUUCCUUGCAAAGCUUAUUCAUUGUCCUGCUGAUAGAACUCGAUCAACACCCAAGCCUCAUGUCUCUUUGCAGCCAACUCCAAAGGGACUUGCUUUGGUGCAAACUUUUUAUGACAGAAUUGCCCUGAAGGCUUCAGACCAUCCUGAAGUUUUGCAAAGUAAUUUGAAUACAAUGGAUUUAUUCCUUUUUGAUAGAGAUCUUCUGAAUGAUAGAAUUCUUUAUUCAAGAUAUUUCAUCCAUUUGCUUUUCGCAACCUUAAUGGGUCCAAAGCCAAAUAUUUGGACACCAAAUGCUGCUCCCGAUCCUAUUCCAGAACAAGGAGCAAAACCCUCAUCUCCAACUCUAUUUGCUUGUGGAUAUAAUGGAGAACAAGGAUUUAGCUUUCUGCAGUUCCAGAUUGAGAAAUCAGAGGGGAUGAAGCUGACUCAUAAGAAAGAUUCCAAAUUGGACGAACCUAGAAUAAGUCCUCUCUAUCAUAGAUACUUUACCAACCCAGAAUCAGGCUCACAUGUCCAAUAUUAUGUUUCAGAUGUCGGAGUAAGAUUAUGUAAGGAUAAAACUUUCACUUUCAAAGAGCCAAAUGUUACUUUUGAAUAUAGUGUGAGUGGAAAAGCGAUCCAUCAAUGGUUAAUGGAUUGUACUGAUAUUCUUAAUCCUUCAGAUGCUUGUCAGGUAGCUGGAUGUCUCAUAUCUACCGGUUUGAUCAAAAAUGUAAAUCCAUUAGGGAAACAAGGGUUCGUACCGGAAAGAGACCUGUUCUAUAGAUUGACUAAACUCGGCCGCAAAGUGUGUCAAUGGGAUAAAGAUCAAGCCAAAAAACGUAGCACUUCAGUGUCAGAAUUUUUGAAAAACCCAAAGAAAACAGUUAAAGAAAUUAAAUUGGGAGAUAUAUUGAAAGACCCAGGUACGAGACUUCAAUUUAGAAGACAUUUGAAUAAAGAAUAUUGUUUGGAGAAUUUAGAUGCUUAUUUACAAUUAACUGAAUUUGCAAAAGUUUAUGAAAGUGUUGAAAAUUUACAAAACCUCAGACUUAAGCCUAGUCAAGAAUCAAUUGUUAAACGGAUAGAUACCCAAUUAGAAACUUUAAGAAGUACUUGUUUAUCUACUGCUUAUCAGAUUUAUAUUACUUUCUUAAGUCCUGAAGCUCCAUUUAAUGUCAAUAUUGAUUAUAAACUACGUGCUGAGAUCGCUAAUCUAAUGACCUAUUCCAAAGCUUCAGAAGCUGAAGAGAGUCCAUUUGAUACUCCGGUACCCUCACCAACUGACGAAAAGGAUGUGCUGAAAGACAAUGAUGAUUGGCCAGUUCCAGCUAAAGAGGAAAAGACUGAGACAAGUAGUGCUGAAGAAACUCCAGAUAUUAAACAAACAUUGAAAGAUAUAUCACUGCUUUUUAAUCAAGUCAGUACCCACCUUUAUAGAUUAAUGGAAUCUGAUUCCAUACCCAAGUUCGCUUCUAGUUCACUAGUAGAUAACUUAGUAUACUAA